This is a messenger RNA of Panicum virgatum (switchgrass), 1964 nucleotides long. RefSeq lists its product as uncharacterized. The record is from RefSeq and is a predicted model, not a curated record. The transcript is spliced from 2 exons. The coding region runs from base 90 to 584 and encodes 164 amino acids. NCBI's taxonomy places the organism in Eukaryota, Viridiplantae, Streptophyta, Magnoliopsida, Poales, Poaceae.
GACACCCACUCCACUCUCUGGAAGAUGCAGCGGCGGGCGCCUGAGGUCGGGCCACUCAUUCGUCGUCCACAUCAUCCUCCCACGACGCCAUGGCUUCCUCUCCGCUCGCACCGCCCCGGACCUACUCGCCCCUAUUGCCCAACCUGCCGCCGCCGCCGCCUUGUGGCUGCCGCCCUCCUCGUCGCACGGCUGCGGCCGCCCGCCGGCCCGUGCGCGCGCGCGUCAGAGUGACGGCUUCAGGCGCCGGCUCGCCCCCCGCGGCGACGCCGACGAAGCGGUGCCUGAGGUGCGGCGGCCUGUACCGGGACGAGGAGAACCACCCGACCGCCUGCGCCUUCCACGGCCACGUCACAGGGGAGAAGGGGUUGUUCUCGCUGUCGCCGCCGCACCAGGGGAUCGACGGCGAGUGGAGCGACAGGAGCGGGGUCAUCGUCUACCGCUGGAACGACGAGGGGAGCCGGCCCAGCACCGGCCGCGCCAACUGGAAGAGGCGCUGGAGCUGCUGCCAGGAGCGCGACGAGGACGCCCCGCCGUGCCAGCGCGGGCGCCACGUCUCCUACGACGACGGCCACACGCUCUUCUAGCCCUCGCUCUCGCUCUUCUUGGAUGCCAAGUCACUGCUCUGUCGAGACGGCAACAAAAUCUUGGCAAGUCACUGCUCUGUCGAGACGGCAACAAAAUCUUGCUUGUAGCCUUGUACUAUAUGAAUAAGAUCACAAACUUCUUUGAUGUCAGUUAUCUUUUGUUUAGAUCACUUUGGCCGUUUGGCGCCAAUUAAUUGUAUGGUAGCCUGCUUGUCGCCAUGGCCGCAAGCAUGUCCUAGGCCCAAGGCUGCCCAGGCUCGACAGCAAAGCACAUCUUUUUUUUUAAUAAAAAAACAGAACUACAAGCUCAUCGAGUCGGGUUUAAUUCCCCGCGCGACGCGAAUAUUCCCGUCCGCUUCCGGACACAACCCCACGCUGACGCUAGCCGACUCCAAGGUCCUCGCUUCCAUUUAUCGCACUCCCUCCUCCACGGCUCUGCGCCACCGCCCACCGCUCUCGCUGGCUCACCGAGAACCGCACGCCCGCGCCUCCCCCCCCCCCCCCUCCGCUCUCGCCACCAUGGUGGUCUCCUACAAGCAGGAGCACGUGUACCGCCACCCCUGGCACCGCGUCACCGCGGCGGCGUGGCGCAAGUUCACGGACCCGGCGGCGCGCGCCGCCUCCGGGGCGCUCGCCCACAUCCUCGACGUCCACACGCUCUCCCGCGACGUGGACCGCCGCUCCGGCCGCCUCCGCGCCGUGCGCGCCAUCGCGGGCCGGACCCCGCCGCCCCCGCUCCUCCUCCGCGGCCUCCUCGCGCCGGCGCCGCCUGACUGCGGCAGCGACGUGGUCGUGCUCUGCGUCGAGCGCACGGACGUGGACGCGCCCGCGCGGGACAUGCGGGUGGCCUCCCGCAACGCCACGCUCCGGGGCCUCGUGGACGUCGAGGAGCGCUGCAGCUACGCGCCCCACCAGUAGCGGCCCGACGAGUGGACGCUGUUCCGGCAGGAGACCACCAUCCGCUGCGCACCGCUGGCCGCCGUGGCGGCCCGGGUGGCCGAGCUCGUGGAACGGCGCUGCGCGGAGAGGUUCACCAAGAAUGCGGACAAGGGGAGGGAGGUCGUGGAGAGGAUAUGCGCGGACCUCGCGGCGGAGCAGGACGCGAUUCACGAGCCAAGGUGAAAAGGCAACAAUGGCAGGGAUCUACUGUAGCCCGGUUCUUGCCAGCGUAUGCAGCCUUCGUGAUUUGUACAGUACGGUAAAAGAAAUGAGAAUGGUCAGAUUCACUGUUCAAAAAUUUUGUGUCACGAACCAAGAUUGAAAGGGCGGGGUUUUGGGGGAAAUCGGCAAUGAAUUUGGGAAUUGGGGGUACAACACGUAGGGAACCCGUGAGGAAGGCAGAGCUGUAUAUAUUACGACAGGAUUAAAGGAGUUUUCUGA